Molecule: messenger RNA, 1048 nt
Organism: Penaeus vannamei (Pacific white shrimp)
Lineage: Eukaryota; Metazoa; Arthropoda; Malacostraca; Decapoda; Penaeidae
Source: RefSeq, a predicted model, not a curated record
UCUGCGAGAGCGACCCAGCCUCUCCGCUGACUGUGCCCCCGCCUCGCCAGAGCAGAACUCAGACAAGGUCUCAAGUACACCGGCGACACGGGAGGUCUUCUUCCUCGGGGUCACGAGGCGCUUCUCGAGAUCCCCGGGUCUAUAUAAGGUCGGGACCUCAGUUGCCUCGCGCCAUUCCGUUGGACGAAGCUGACAAACAUGAUCCUUCGAGUGCUUGCUGCGAGCUCCCUUCUGGUCGUCUGCUCGGCCCAGUUGUGCUUGAAUGUGCGCGCGACAGUCUAAUGCGUAUUCAGGCCGAGAAGCAAGCAUUUUAUCCCGACAUCGCCUGCGCGAACUGGGAGCCUAUAAAUAUCACGGAGAUCCUAGGCGACUGCUCUACUAACUGCAUUCCCCUUGGCGACCCUUCUGCUACCUGCUACGUCCAGAACGACUGUGACUGCACAUCGUACUUUACCUGCAAGGAUGACGUGUAUACUCUAACUUGCUGCGGAACAGGCUUGUACUGGGACGCGGAGUUGAACGUCUGCGAUGAUCUCGAACACGCAAUUUGCGACGAUCGCCCAUACUACACGUUGCCGCCCACCACCACCUUGCCCACCACCACCACGACACCUGCUACGACACAUUCAACAGUUACAUCUGUUUCACCAGGUUCAACAGUUACAUCUGUUUCACCAGGUUCAACAGUUACAUCUGUUUCACCAGAUUCAACAGUUACAACUAAUACACCUGUGCCUCCAACUCCCCCGCCUGCGAUCGAGGAACAAUGCUCUUCUCUUGACUUCGAUGGUGAGCUUUCACUGCCCAACGAAAAAGACUGCCAUGCUUACUACUAUUGUUACAAGGAUUCAAGCGGAACUGUUGUCAUUGAACUGCUGAUGUGUCCAGGAGAGCAGGUGUUCAACCCUAUAGAAGAAAGGUGUGACGAUCCCUGGCAUUAUCCCUGUGACACUGAGUUUCUUUUUAAGAAAUGAAUGUCAUAAUCUCCCUGUGGGAUCUGUUCACGUGAGCUUUGUGUAAAGAAAGGAAUAAAGAUAACAAUACAAAA